Molecule: messenger RNA, 930 nt
Organism: Botrytis cinerea B05.10
Lineage: Eukaryota; Fungi; Ascomycota; Leotiomycetes; Helotiales; Sclerotiniaceae
Gene: Bcdyn2
Product: Bcdyn2
Exons: 7
Coding region: 374-667 (97 amino acids)
Biological process (GO): microtubule-based process; cilium assembly
Cellular component (GO): cytoplasmic dynein complex
Molecular function (GO): dynein intermediate chain binding; dynein light intermediate chain binding
Source: RefSeq, a predicted model, not a curated record
GGGACGAAGUAGGUAUUAGUAAAAUGUGGAUGUAGCCAUCAUCAUUAUAGUAGGACCUAAUAGAUUGAAUUAUACGACGCUUGUUCCUAUACAUCAACAUUAAUCAUCCGCCUUUACCAUCUGAUCUUAUGCCCUCACUAUUUACCAGAUCUUGUCAACAGCUUAUUGGUACCUGGUCUUUGGAUCGCUGCAUUACCUACUCACUUGCAUUGCAAAACUUCGGCUAAAUUAUCAGCCUUUCUCUCUUCCUCCUUUCUCCACAACUUCUGUUUGUAUUCUAGAAGAGACAAUUCUGUAUCUCGAUAACUCUACAAACAUUGCAAUUACACAUUCGGAAACCCAGAUCAACACGCAUUACGUCUAUAUAAGCAAAAUGGCAACCCCUCAACAACCAGCUGAAGAGCACCUGGCAGCUCAGAUUAAGUCGGUCGACAUGAGCGACGACAUGUCAGACGAGGCUGUUGAAGUUUGUCGACAAGCUAUGGCUAAACAUUCGGUUGAGAAAGAUAUCGCACAAUAUAUCAAGAAAGCUUUUGAUGAGAAGCGAGGUCCAACAUGGCAUUGUAUCGUUGGUCGAAAUUUUGGAUCAUUUGUCACGCAUGAAACAAAACACUUCAUCUACUUCUAUCUCGGCCACUGUGCGAUUCUCCUCUUCAAGACCCAAUGAACGUUUCGUUUUCGCCCACAAACGGCACGAACAACUCUUACUUUUUUGAGAAAGGUUUCAAUGUAACAAUGCAGAGGAUUUAAAAGAGGACAAACAAUAAUGAGAUGAAGCGGUGUUUAGGAAAGGACGUCACAAAUUGGCCUGGCGUUUGUUUUUUCAAUUGUCGGACAUGUUAUGGUAUCUGGAGAAGUUGAAUCAGAAAUUUCUUACAAAUUGUGUAUGCAAUCUGCGGUGUGUGGCUCUCGUUGAUCGCCCAAUAAUCA